This is a messenger RNA of Thlaspi arvense, 1617 nucleotides long. The record is from the annotation of a GenBank genome assembly. Lineage: Eukaryota; Viridiplantae; Streptophyta; Magnoliopsida; Brassicales; Brassicaceae.
AACAACAAUUCACAUUAGAGAGAGAAAGAAAACGAAAAAUGUUUAAUUUUUAUUAUAAAUUUUGAUCGUCCUCUAAAAAUGGUCUGAAAUGUUCCCUCACACGUCUCCCUCCUCUUUCUCCCUAUCUUCUCCAAUAGAAAGAGAGAACCCGUUCACAAUCCCUCGCCGGCGAUAACAUUUCUCCGGCGAUGAGAAUAAACUUCUCUUCCUCAAUCCUUGCCGUAGUUUAAAAAAAAUUCUCAGUCCAAUGUCGCUAGACCGCACAUAGCUUUGAAAUCCCCUUUUCUUCUUCUUAUACCUCUCUCUCUCUCUCACUCUCUUUUGUUGCCGUCGAACGAUUCCGAUCAUCUCUCUUUCUCUCUGUUUCCUUUUCUCGAGCUCUUUCGUUUUCGUGUUCUGUUAUUAGUUAUAAGACGAUCGCUCAUAGUGAUUCUGCUCAGUGGCUAGGUUUUUUUUUGAAAUUGGUGAAAAAUCAACUGAUUGUUUCGAAUUUUUUGGAGCUUAAUCGUAACUUCGCCGUUUGAAAAAAAGAUGCUGGAUCUUAACCUCGACGCCGACUCUCCCGAGUCGACUCAGUACGGUGACUCAUACGCAGAUCGGCAGACAUCAGACGGGUCAGGGAAUCGGCUUGACGAGUCAGGGACGUCGACGUCGUCGGUAAUCAAUGCCGAUGGAGACGACGACUCUUGCUCGGCUCGCGCCUUCACUCUGAGCUUCGAUAUAUUAAAAGUCGGAAGCAGCAGCAGCGGCGGCGGCGGAGGAGAUGAAAGCACAGCGUCUAUCUCCGGCGUGACUAAGGAGUUUUUCCCGGUGGGUGGAGACUGUGGGCAUCUACGAGAUGUAGAAGGAUCGAGCUCUAGAAGCUGGAUCGAUCUCUCUUUCGACAGCUCGAGCCUCGGAGAGACGAAAUCGAUGGCUCCGGCGCCUGCUCCGGUACCAGCUCCGGUGAAAAAGAGUCGGAGAGGGCCCAGGUCAAGAAGCUCACAGUACAGAGGAGUCACCUUCUACAGAAGAACUGGUCGAUGGGAAUCGCAUAUUUGGGAUUGUGGGAAACAAGUCUAUUUAGGUGGUUUUGACACUGCACAUGCCGCAGCAAGAGCCUAUGAUCGAGCUGCUAUCAAAUUCAGAGGCGUUGAUGCUGAUAUCAACUUCACUCUCGGCGAUUACGAGGAAGACAUGAAACAGGUACAGAACCUGAGCAAGGAAGAGUUUGUGCACAUACUCCGUCGUCAAAGCACAGGUUUCUCUCGCGGGAGUUCCAAGUAUCGAGGCGUUACAUUACACAAAUGUGGGAGAUGGGAAGCAAGGAUGGGCCAGUUUCUUGGUAAAAAGUAUGUUUACCUUGGGCUGUUCGACAGCGAAGUAGAAGCUGCAAGGGCUUAUGACAAAGCUGCGAUCAACUCUAAUGGUAGAGAAGCAGUGACCAACUUCGAGCUGAACGAGACUAAUAAUGAAGGUGGUGGUCAUGACAAACUUGAUCUCAACUUGGGAAUCUCUCUUUCUCCCGGAAACACACCAAAGCAGAACGGGAGGAUCUUUCAUUACCCUUCUAAUACUUACGAAACGCAACGCGGAGUUAGCUUGACGGUAGCUUUCUCCAAUACCAAUCUCUCAUGA